This is a messenger RNA of Balaenoptera ricei (Rice's whale), 4399 nucleotides long. RefSeq names its product transmembrane 6 superfamily member 1 (gene TM6SF1). Lineage: Eukaryota; Metazoa; Chordata; Mammalia; Artiodactyla; Balaenopteridae. The coding region runs from base 438 to 1376 and encodes 312 amino acids. The record is from RefSeq and is a predicted model, not a curated record. The transcript has 10 exons. Gene Ontology annotation, cellular component: lysosomal membrane.
GCCCGCAGUUCGGCCCAGACACUCUCCAGAGCCUCUCUCGUCGAUGACAAGCUCCCGGCUGCGCCCAGGGCCGGGGCCCCGCGCCCACCUCCCGGUCCGCCGCCUUCCCGCAGAGCGCGCGCCUCUGGGGACACCUGUCCCCGGGCAGGGGGCUGUUGCCGCUCCUCGGCGCCGCCCGGCGCUCGCGGUGGAGUCCCAGCAGCCCCGGGCGGGAGGACGGCAGGGGGCCUCUCGGGCCUGUGCAGCGGCCCUGCUUACCAGGCGGCUGCGGGCGGGCGCGCCGAGGGGGCGCUGCUGAGGGCGCAGCACGGUGGGCGCGCUGGGCGCGCUGGGCGGGGCGCCUUGAAGGGCGCGGCCGAGGGGCGCGGGCGCAGCCGGAAGCUGGGGCGGGGCGCCCGCGCGGGAUGCGGUGAAGGGCAAGCGGCGCGGCGGCGGCGAUGAGUGCCUCGGCGGCCACAGGGGUCUUCGUGCUGUCCCUCUCGGCCAUCCCGGUCACCUACGUCUUCAACCACCUGGCGGCCCAGCACGAUUCCUGGACAAUUGUAGGGGUGGCUGCCCUCAUCCUGUUCCUGGUAGCCCUGUUGGCUCAUGUCCUGGUCAAAAGGAAACCACCCCGGGACCCACUGUUCUAUGUGUACGCGGUUUUUGGAUUUACCAGCGUGGUGAACCUCAUCAUAGGACUGGAACAGGACGGGAUCAUUGAUGGCUUCAUGACAUACUACUUGAGAGAGGGUGAACCGUAUCUGAACACGGCCUAUGGGCACAUGAUCUGCUACUGGGAUGGCUCUGCUCAUUAUCUGAUGUAUCUGGUGAUGGUGGCAGCCAUAGCCUGGGAGGAAAGUUAUAGAACCAUUGGCCUAUAUUGGGUCGGAUCUAUUAUUAUGAGCAUUGUUGUUUUUGUGCCAGGAAACAUUGUAGGGAAGUACGGAACACGCAUUUGCCCUGCUUUUUUCUUAAGCAUACCAUAUACUUGUCUUCCUGUCUGGGCUGGUUUCAGAAUCUAUAAUCAGCCAUCAGAAAAUUAUAAUUAUCCCUCAAAGGUCAUUCAAGAAAUCCAAGCGAAAGACCUGCUGAGAAGACCAUUUGAUUUAAUGUUGGUUGUGUGUCUCCUUCUGGCAACUGGAUUUUGCCUGUUUAGAGGCUUGAUUGCUUUGGAUUGCCCAGCUGAGCUCUGCCGAUUAUAUACGCAAUUUCAAGAGCCCUACCUAAAGGAUCCUGCUGCUUAUGCUAAAAUCCAGAUGCUGGCAUAUCUGUUCUAUUCUGUCCCUUACUUUGUGAUGGCGCUUUAUGGCUUAGUGGUUCCUGGAUGCUCCUGGAUGCCUGACAUAACCCUGAUACAUGCUGGAGGUCUAGCUCAGGUGAGGAGCCAGAGGUAGUUACAUACCUAACACAAGGUCAUAUUGCUGGUUUUCGGUGAAGCUGGGAUUUGACGCUGUCAAUCUGGUUCCAGAUUCAGUGUUCUUAACCACAAGACUAUGGCGCUCAGAAAACCCUAAGAAACGGUAACACGGUUCUAGAUUAGCUAUUUAUACCAUAUCAGCCAAACAGCCUGGCUACUGUCCCAAUGUUCACAUUAGUUUUUGCCUAUAAUAUUUAUGUGGACACACAAAACUCUUUCAAUUCUCCUUUCUGGAACCAAGAUUGUGAUUUUUAGUCAAAUUCUUUCCAGGUUGUCUCUAUAGGAAAACAGAGCUAUUAAAAUUUAACCUUUUUCUUUGCCUUUAUUGCCUUGUUUUCCAUCCCAACCAUCCAUUCUUUAAAAAAAAAAAUAUCAAAGUAAAUCUCUUAACUAAAUUUAAGGUGAAAAAUGAUUUAGAAUGAAGUAGAAGAAAAAUUAUUAGGGGCUCAACCUCACAUCACUGAAUUUUGGAGAAAUUUCUGGGAUCCAUAACUUGAACCUGUCAUCUUGGCCAUGUGUCAGUUCAGCAGCACUGAGGUCACCAAGCCACCAGAUCCUACUAGCACAGUGCUCAGGCUGAGCUCUUCGGCCCUGUCAUAAGGAGGUCUCAUGUGCUGGUGGGAAAAUCACCCAGGAGACACGGUGCAGCCCCUUAGCAGCUAUGUGCUUGGGAAGGGAACCCUCCUCAAGUGAGAAUGAGGGUUUUCUGAAACUUCAGCACCCUGGAAACUGGACGCCAUAUGCCUUGGGAGGAAGCUAUGGUCGGGUUGCUCACUCAGCUAGAGGUGAGGCCACUAUAAGUACACCCAUUAGAACUAUGAGCAGUACCGGAAACUGCAGAAAAUUGGCCUCAGGCUUUUUCUCUCAAUUACAUACUUCUUUUGAUUAGAAGUGCAAUCAUCUUUGCCCCUUGUUAAAACAUUCUGAAGCAAAAGGCCUACUAAAAUAGGUAUAAAAAUAGAGAAAUGCUUUGUAGAAGCUUUUUGGCAUUUUGACAGUCACAAGACCAUUACUGUUGAACGUUUAUUGAGCUCUAACAAUGUGAUAGGUGCCACACAAAACAUCAGACACAGUACCUGCCCGGUGGGCUUACAAUCUAAUCUAAGGACACGAUCAUUUUUUAAUGUUGCCAUGAGUUUGCUGUUUGUGAAAAUGAGGUAUUAACUGCACCGGUUAGUGCAGCAAAAAAGCCUACGAAAUCAGACUUUUUAGCAGGUUCCCUAUGCAAGUAGGCAUGAUUGCUCAUAUUAUUCUCUCAAACUAUGGUUCGCAUUUCCCCAAAUUUGGUGAUUUUUGAGAUGUGUAUAAGUGUCUACAAAGAUAGACACCAAAUGCACAUUUCUUAAAACCAUGGUUCAAAUCUGGCCUCUAGUCCAGAAGAAAAAAUUUAGUUACAUAUUCAGAAAAAUACUGUUAUUCAAAAUAGGCCCUAGAAGAAAACAGUGAUGGGGGCCAAGUUCCUGUUCAGUGUUCCUAGAAUGUCCACAAGAGCAGCUCCUCAGGGCAGCCUCUCAAACGCCCUUUACUCUCAAGGUCUUUUUAGCCCAGAGAUGAAAUGCUUAACGUUUGCUGGGUUCUGUUUGGGCAUAUGCCCCGGGGGAGGUGUGUUUGAGGGCAGAGCCCUCUCAGUGCCUCACAGAUCACAAUGCAGACAAUUCCUGCAUUGGCAUUGGCGUUGGUCCCUGGGUCCUUGGCAACACACCACGCUAAUUUAAUUUCUAUCUCCAGAAAGCAGCAAAACUACCAGAGGCCCCCAGAAUGUAUCAGUAACUUGCAAAAAUGUAACCUGUUAAAAUCUGUCACUGAUACAAUCUGUAUACAUACUGCUUAUGAAAACUUGUCCUUUGCUCAUCAUAGUAAAGUCAAGUGCUAAGUAACACUUUUAUCUCUGUUAACCACUUAGCAGAAUAAACUGAUUUCAUAUGGAACGAAAUGUAAGAUAACUCAUAUGUAUUUAAAGCAAAUUAUUUAGUUUUCAUUCUUGUUACUUCUGUGCCUUCUUUAGAUUAUAGUAUCUUCUGUCUCUUCACUUUGAUCCUGAUGAACUAAGUCACCACUUAUCACAUUUAGAUUCCCAAUCCUUUAUUUGUGUAUAUCUUGAAUUUCAGUAAGAUAUGAAAUGCAGACUCCAGGAUUGCAUUCUGUAAUGAUACAAGGAUCCUGAGGAAAUACUUUCACAGAAGCCUUUUCUAAUAGUUUCCCCUGUGCUUAUGAAAAGUAUUCAAAAAAGACCAACUGGCACAUUCUGAAUGCAUGUUCUCAACAAGUAAUCUAAGUACAAAUGGGAAGCUCUUGCCUUUCUGUUUUGUAAACUCAGAUUAUGCUGACAAGCCAUACUUCUAAAUAAUUUGAUUUGAAAAGGUUGCCUGCAUGUAUAUUUGCCAUUUUUUAAAGAGCAACCAAAUCCCUACCCCCACCUUAUCUUACAAAACAACCCUUAGUAUUUUUUAAGUUGCAUAAAAAAACAAAUACGUGAAUAAAUAAACAAACAAAUGCAUAAUGAAGGGCUUUGAGCUCUUGCUCCAAGGAGUAGGUGAAAGAACUGAUAAAUGAAGCUGAGGCCCUCCCUCAGUGCUUCUCUUUAAAUAGUUAGGCUAAAAAUAUUUUAAGCUGUCUAAACUCUGUACUUGCUUCAUUUUUAUUGGAACACAUUUUGUGAGCCACAACUGAGUUCCUAUAUAGGAUAUCUCCAGAAUGUAAAUCAGGAAAAAGCAGAUUUUAUUCAGAUUUUUUGUUAAAUUGAGCCACUACUGUUUGGUAUGGGGGCACUAGAUGCGUUAAAAAACAGCUAGCCUGAUAAAGACGUGCUAAAGAAGGUUUACUUUAUUUGAACAGUUAAGUCAAGACUGGCCCUAAAUUCAAUGAAAUAUUGAAGACUAUGGAUUGUUUGAAAGUCCUAGUUUUGAGGGCACAGCAGCAUGGUCUGAAUGAAUCAUUCAGAACUCAUCGUGCAUCCAACUAAACACAAAAUUCAUGCUUACCCCCCCCCCCUUUUUUUAA